GCCCCAACUUUGGACGGUGUCCCGGGACGCAGUCGGGGUCAGCUUCGGGCUCAGGAUGCAGAGGAGUUAGGCAAACAACAGAGGCCACCAAGCAAGUGUCCUGGGGUCGUCCUCUGCUCCCAGGUGGGCGCAGGCCGGACCUUGGGGACCCAAAGAGCCACUGCGGGUCGGGGUCCUGGAGUUGGCGGCCUGUUGUGCAAACCUCGGCCCUUGUUUUCCCGGCCCAGCUCGUUGGGAGGCCAGACACAUCCACCCUUGGAAUUGAUUCAGGAGGGUGCUGCUUUUCUUCUUUCUCCUCUUGGAUUUUCUGGAUUUUUGAAAACCCAGUGGCCCCGGAGGAGGAGGAGAAGGAAGGAGGAAGGGCCGAUCUGCAGAGGAAUGCCAGAGCCUCCCAGAGCCUCCCAGAGCCGGAGCAGCCAGCAGGAGCUGGGAGCCAGCGGGAAGAAGGGCCCUGCCUGCGUUUCUGGGAAGGCGGUUUGUUCCGAGGAAGCCUGUUUUGCCUUAGAACAUUGUUCCGGUGGAAAGUGCUGAAUUCUUGCCCUUGAAGAGCUGGUUUCUCCGGGUCACUUGGCUUUUCCAUUGGGAGUGGGAGGAGGGAGAGACUCCCCUUUCCCAGGGGCUGCAGAGAAAGAGAGGAAGACUAUGGACAGAGCCCUACCUUCCCUGCCUACAAGUAAUGCCGGGAGACCUGGCGGGGCAGUUCCUAGGCCAUGGACACUGCUCUGAAGAAGGGGAGGCUGGACAGAGUCUGUGGAUGCUGAGACCCUGCCACAGGGACCCCUGAAACGGCACCGUGUGACAAGCAUUGAGCUGCCAGUGCAUUUUUGGUCACCUUGGUCUAGGACACGACCCUCUCCUUCCCAUCUUUAUCCACCAGCAGCACCACCAUGGCGCUGAAAGGCCGAGCCCUGUAUGACUUUCACAGUGAGACUGAGGGGGAGAUCAGCAUCCGGCAGGAUGAGGACCUGGUAGUCUUCAGUGAGAUGUCGCUGGAUGGCUGGCUUCAGGGGCAGAACAGCUGUGGGGAGAUGGGGCUCUUCCCUGCCUCCUAUGUAGAGAUCAUCCGUCCUGGUGCCAGUGCCAACCACAAUGACUACCCCGGCAGCCCUGCAGGCUCUCUGGGAGCCCAGGUGAGCGCCUAUGACAGCUCUAGCCCAGCCAGGAGCAGUGGGGGCGGUGGCUUCCUCUCAAACCCGGGCAGCUUUGAGGAUGAUGACGAUGAUGACUGGGAUGACUGGGAUGAUGGGUGUACGGUGGUGGACGAGCCUCGGGCUGCUGGGCUGGGUACCAAUGGGCACCCCCCACUCAACCUUUCCUAUCCGGGUGCCUACCCCAGCCAGCACAUGGCUUUCCGGCCCAAGCCACCCCUGGAGCGGCAAGACAGCCUGGCAUCUGCCAAGCGGGGCAGCAUGGUGGGGCGCAACCUUAACCGCUUCUCCUGCUUUGUGCGCUCUGGUGUGGAAGCCUUCAUCCUUGGAGACGUGCCUAUGAUGGCCAAGAUCGCUGAGACUUACUCCAUCGAAAUGGGGCCCCGAGGCCCCCAGUGGAAGGCCAACCCCCACCCAUUUGCCUGCUCCGUGGAGGACCCCACCAAACAGACCAAGUUCAAAGGCAUCAAAAGCUACAUCUCCUAUAAACUCACUCCCACCCACUCAGGCUCACCUGUCUACCGGCGCUACAAACACUUUGACUGGCUCUACAACCGCCUGCUGCACAAGUUCACGGUCAUCUCGGUCCCCCACCUGCCUGAGAAGCAGGCCACUGGCCGCUUCGAGGAGGACUUCAUCGAGAAGCGCAAGCGGCGACUCAUCCUCUGGAUGGACCACAUGACCAGCCACCCGGUACUCUCGCAGUACGAGGGCUUCCAGCAUUUCCUCAGCUGCCUGGACGACAAGCAGUGGAAGAUGGGUAAGCGCCGUGCAGAGAAGGAUGAGAUGGUGGGUGCCAGCUUCCUGCUCACCUUACAGAUCCCCACGGAGCACCAGGACCUGCAGGAUGUAGAGGACCGUGUGGAUACCUUCAAGGCCUUCAGCAAGAAGAUGGACGACAGCGUCCUGCAGCUCAGCACCGUAGCAUCAGAGCUUGUGCGCAAGCACGUGGGUGGCUUCCGCAAGGACUUCCAGAAGCUGGGUAGUGCUUUCCAGGCCAUCAGCCAGGCCUUCCAGAUGGAUCCCCCUUUCAGCUCCGAGGCCCUCAACAGUGCCAUCUCACACACGGGCCGGACCUAUGAGACCGUGGGUGAGAUGUUCGCUGAGCAGCCCAAGAACGACCUCUUCCACAUGCUCGACACGCUGUCCCUCUACCAGGGCCUGCUCUCCAACUUCCCUGACAUCAUCCACCUGCAGAAAGGCGCCUUCGCCAAGGUGAAGGAGAGCCAGCGCAUGAGCGACGAGGGCCGGAUGGUGCAGGAUGAGGCGGACGGCAUCCGCAGGCGCUGCCGUGUGGUGGGCUUUGCCCUGCAGGCCGAGAUGAGCCACUUCCACCAGCGCCGCGAGCUCGACUUCCAGCACAUGAUGCAGAGCUACCUGCGCCAGCAGAUCCUCUUCUACCAGCGCGUGGCCCAGCAGUUGGAGAAGGCCCUGCGCAUGUACGACCACCUCUGACCACAUGGCCCCUCCAAGGCCUGGUCCCCGUGGGGCUGGAGUUUGGGUGGUGGGCAAGGUGGGCAAGAAAAGGGACUUUGGAGGCAUCCCAGCCAACCUACUUUAGAGACAGCAGAGCAGGGCCAGGCCACCCUCGCCACCCCUGUUCACUCAGUGUCACUGUGGUUCUGGGCCAGUUGCUCAGCACCCAUGCCGUUGCCUGACCCAGGGGAGUCCCCAUCCAUGGCAAGGGUCAGACACAAAAUCAGGCAAAGGUAAUACAAUGUGACCAGUGGCUGAGUAUGGGGUUCCUGUAAGCUCCCAGAUGGGUCCAUGGACCCUGCCGGCCAGAAUAGGCAACAUUCCCGUAGAAUGUCUUGAUGAGUGACAAGGACCUGCCAGGCAGCAAAAGGAAAGAAGGAUUUUCAGGAAGAGGAUUCAUGUGGGGGUCUUCUCUCACUUACCUUUCUCAAGCACAUUUGGUAUCCUUUCCAUGGGGACUCUGGCCUGGUGGCAGAGGGAAGGGAUGGUCCUUGCUCCCUGUCCUGGAUUUCCCUGCCCCACCCUGUGCCCUGCAGAAGGAGCUGCAGGUCAACUCCUUCCUGCAGGCCACUACCUCCCUUGCCCUCCCCUGCAGUGCCCCCACAUUCUCUUGCUUGGGGGCCAAUCAGCAUCCUUCCUCCUGGGUUUGGGGCGCAAGACAAGCCACAGACCAUGGGCCCUGGUGGUACUUUCCUGGAGGGGACACCCUGAAGUUAUGGGAUAGUUGAGUUCCCCAGCAGUAACUGCCUUGCUCCAAGCCAGCCCUGACCCCAGUUCCCAGGGUCCUUGGCUGUGGAGGUGUCAUCUUCCAGAAUCCUUCCUGUCAGGCAUGUGGGAGCCCAGGGGAGAGCCAGGGAUUCCAGUUCCCAGCCCUUGGAAGCUCCAUGGCUGAGCAGCAGCUGGGAGGACAGUGACCUUGUCCCCUCUUCCCCCCAGGAGGUCUUGGUUUGCUCCUAGUUGCUGCCGCUUGAGUCCUUUCUCUUUUUUUUCCUCCAUAAACCUUCUACUGUUAAGAUGACAAGAGCACAGCCCCUUCUGUGUGGAUCCUGGGAAGGCUAGGGUGGGGAAGGCUGGAGGCUGAAUUGCCCCUGGGAGCUACUAGAUGAGAUUUGGCAGUCAUUGUGGGUUGUUUUGACCACAGACCUUCAACAGGUAGGAGGUGAGGAACUAGUGGAAGGAGCUAGAGGUGGCCCAGACCCUGCACCCAGACCUCUCUGUCCUAGCUGUAAGAUGGAUUCAGUCCAUGUAGGGUUUGGCUGCUCCCUGUGCCUGGAGGGUUGUGGGAGGGAGACAUGGGGAGGCCACGCCUAGGACACUCCUGGGUGCUUUCUGUACCCCUAGAGCCAUAUCCAGGCCUUGUCCUUGGAAAGCCCCAGUCCAGGGAGGGUUGGGGAUGCCCAGAAACCAUGUCCCUCCGCCAUCAUCCUUACUCUGUGGUGGCUCCCCAUGCUGGAAACUGAGGAGGCACUACAGCUGGACCCUUGGGGGUUUGUGGUCCAGGUGACUAGGAGCUGAGCCUCUGCACUGCAGAGGUGAGCAGAGUGGACGGUUGUCUUCCAGUGGCCAUGGGGAUGGAGAUGGGCUGGGCACCUCAGCGUCAGGGCUGCCAAGGAGGCCUUGCCAGGCCAGGGCUGGGCAGCAAGAGAUGGGCACAGGUCCUGCUGUUCAAGGCAGAGUGUCCUCACAGGAACUUCUGGAAUGGGUCCCCUGGCCCUGGGUCAACAUUAGGUCAGAUUUGGGACUUUUUGAGGAAUUUUCCCCUCCCUGUCCUCCUUCCUUCAUUUUUUGGCUCAUCUGAGGAGCUAACUUUCUCCCUAACUGCUCAGCUGUGUCAUCUGCAGAGUGCCACUGAGUGUGGCAGGGACAGGGUCUCUUUCCCGAGGCAGCCUGGAAGGCCCCAUUAAUGUCACCUGCCCUGGAGAGCUGUCACCCUCUCGUGUCCUUUCACGGAGAGGGGCCACCUGUGCCCACCAUCCUCAAGGUCAGUGGUUGGGAAGGGCUUGAGCCUUGGAGAAGAAACAGGAAGUGGAGGCUUGGGAUGGGUCAGGCAUCCUGAGGUCUCUGGGUGGGGAAAGGUGUGUGGGGUGUGGAGUGGGGCAUCAUGGCCCUUCUCUCUGUCUGAGUGUUUUGGGGUGUUGUGGAAUCGGGUUGUCCUGGGCUGGCCAGAGUCCCUCUCAGCGGGAGACUGGGGGGCCAGUAGUGGAGGAGGGAACACACUGGUAGUAGCAGGGCUUGCUGGCCUUAGUCACAUGCCAGCAGAUGUUCCAGGCUGAGCUGGGCCCAGCUGCCUGUGGUUUCUUCCUUAGCUUUGCUCUGAGUAGGGUAGAAGACAGGCCUUCUUUUUCUGUCCUUGGUGGCUACCGGGACCUGGGUGAGGAUGAGGGGCUCCUGAUCCCCAGGCUGGCCAAGGAAAUGGAGUGUGCUGUGUGGCCUCAUGUGGGGUGAGGAUGAAGUAGACCUUGGCUUCUGUGUACCAUCGCUCUGGACAUAGGAGAGCUGGGAACCCUGUGAAGCUGUGGCACCAGCUGGAGCAGAGCCAGGCCCAGGAGACCCCGAUGUUCCUGGCAUCACUGUGACAGAGCCGCGUGAUCAUCCGCACAUCCAUGCAGAGACAUAGUUCAAAGCCACAGAACCACAUACAAUCCUGCUGUUUGCCCAGCAGCCACAGCUGGCCCUGCACACACUCACACAACCAUGUGCUCACAAGUUGCACCCAGUCAUGCUGCCAUACAGGCAUAGCUGCGGCCACAUAUGUGCCACUGUCAGUCGGUGUCUGGCUCAACCACUUUGCCAUGCGUAUGGCCCCAGCCUUACACAGUGUUGCAGCUCAGCCAUACAUCAAGGCAGGUGUGCAUACAGUAAAGGUGUCACAGAAGCAUGGCUGCCCCUGGGCUGCACCUGUCACCUCCCAGGUCCCUAGUCCAGCUCACCAGAGAUUCCACUGGACUCUGAGGGACAAGCAGCCCCUGCGGGAGGUGUCUCCAAGGGGAGGACAGGAAGCCACAAUAGCCCUGGGUCACACUCCCUAAGAGGCCUGGUGUGUUGUCAGAUGAAUGGGCAGUGCCAAGUCCAACUCCUCACCACACAGCCAGUGCCUCCAAGGCGUAGUGAUCGUGGGGCCCACCACCUCACCCCACAGGUGGGUGACACCUCAGGGCCAGAUCCAGCUCCCAGCAGGCUCUGUGGCUUGGCCUUGCCUGCCCUGGGCUCAUCCCCAAGGCUAGGCUGCUGGGAGGCCCCUGGCUACAUCUACCCAACAGAGCUCCAGGCUUUGACAUCUCUCCAGCCCUAGUUGAACUGUGCUGUAUCUGCAAGGCAGGAACAGGACGUGGUGGGCAGGCCCAGGCUGGGUGGGAGGGACAUUCCUGUGUCCUGUCCUCCCAAGCAUGUGAGGAUCAGGCCUGCCCCGCCUGCCUGCCUGCUGAGUCAGGCCUUCGGGAGCUAGCCUGCACACCCCCACCCAUUUCUGUCUGCGCCCCACGAGGCUGCCCAGUGCCUCUCACGUGUCAGGAGACUGUGAGUGCUGAGUGCUGGCAGGAAAACCCUGGGGACAAGGGGAAAUUCACCUCCCCCAGUGGAGCUUAAGGGCUGAUUGGGAAACCCAGCCCCCCGCAGUGAGCACAACGCUUUUUCUUUUGGUUUGAUUCAGUUAGCUAACUUCAGCCCAGUCCAGUCUGUUUAAAAAAAGCAGUUCCUUUCAGAGCUGUGGCUUCCUUGGUUUGCAUGCGAGCCCAGGUGACAUCUCAUCCAUUUCUUUUUUAUUCUUUUUUAUUCUUUUUUUUUUGAUACUGAGGAUUGAACUCAGGACCUUGCUCUUGUGAGGCAGGCAGUGGCACCACUGAGCUAAGUCCCUGGCACAAUUCCAUUUCACAGACAAAAAGACUGAGGCUUGGCCAGGGAGGAUGGGAAUCACUUAGGGUCCCACAGCAAGGCCAGGAAGGGCUGCACUGGAACCCAGUUCUCUGGCUUCAUCCCAGAGUUUGAGCUGCUGAAUUCGUUUAGGUCCAAGGAAAGAGGGGGUGGCAGAUCUCUGCUUCAGAGGGGAAAGAAUGGCAGGCUGGUGGGACAACUGCUGAAAGGUGAGGGGGCUUGAAGUGCCUGAGGAUGGGUGAGUCUGACAGCCCCCCAGGGACGAAGUCGGGAGGCAGCUCAGCCUGUGAGUCCAGCUGUUUGCAAAAGAACACGUGUGAGGAGCCUAACUUCAUUUUCCCCGUCCUCCCUGGAUUUCUCUUCAUUCAUCCACAAGGAAGAAAAGUCAUCGCUAAUGAUUCGGGAGCCCUGCCUUCAGGCUUCCAUAUGAGUUUUGGUGAUAGCACAUUUGAAGACCUUGGGCAAGACCCCAGCACUUUCAUUCAUUGAUUCAUUCGAAGACACUAGGUAGCCGAGGCCAGCAUGGCACUUACUGUGUAACCCAGACUGGCCUUGAACGCUCCAUCUUCUUGCCUCAGCCUCCCGAGAGCUGGGUUUACAGGUGUGCACACCACACUGGGAGAGGUUUACACACUGAAGCCCACAUAUUCAAAUGUAACUGUACACUACAUUAAAGAGUUUGGUUUACUACUUG
Messenger RNA from Fukomys damarensis (Damara mole-rat), 7188 nucleotides. It is a transcript of the gene Snx33, whose product is annotated as sorting nexin 33. Gene Ontology annotation, molecular function: protein binding; phosphatidylinositol binding. The record is from RefSeq and is a predicted model, not a curated record. The transcript has 2 exons. Gene Ontology annotation, cellular component: plasma membrane; cytoplasmic vesicle. The coding region runs from base 888 to 2603 and encodes 571 amino acids. Lineage: Eukaryota; Metazoa; Chordata; Mammalia; Rodentia; Bathyergidae. Gene Ontology annotation, biological process: plasma membrane tubulation; intracellular protein transport; cleavage furrow formation.